AUGACUAGGUUUCGCAAUUUUGCCCCAACGGUCACCGGACCUUUUCCUGAGGACAUGAGGUUCUGCAAGUACGAAACGGUCAUGCUCGCGGCUGACGGUGUGGGCAUCCUGACCCUACUCCCAAUCAUGUUGGCUAUAACAUCCCGGAAGCGACACGACCUGGUGCAAAAGGAGCGACCAUUUGGAGAUAUAGUCCGAAAAGUGAAUUUGCUAUGGAAAGUCAACAACAAUGACUACAUUCCUCGCAUUUCCCCCUAUUUUCAGGAGAUUUGUCAAUGGGAGAAGAACAUCUAG
Molecule: messenger RNA, 294 nt
Organism: Diaporthe citri
Lineage: Eukaryota; Fungi; Ascomycota; Sordariomycetes; Diaporthales; Diaporthaceae
Exons: 2
Coding region: 1-294 (97 amino acids)
Source: RefSeq, a predicted model, not a curated record